AAGCUGAGCUUAGAUCUCCUACAUUAUUUCCCAAUUCCACCUAUUUUCUUCUUCAUUCAUCUACAACAAUUCAACAUCAUUUUCUCUUGUCAAAAAAUAUGGCAAAAACUACUCUCACAUAUUUAUCUUACUUCUUCAUAAUAUUCAUAAUCAGCCGUUUAAUACCAAUCAUAGGUGUUAAUCAAAGGUUAUGGACCGACCUACUUCCUCUUAAUCUCUUAAGUUUAGACAUUUCCUCUAGAUUAAGCCUAGACCAAUCAUCUCUAACCAUGGCUUCCACUGAUUUUGGCAACCUAGUCCACACGAACCCGGCCGCCGUGUUACACCCUUCUUCCAUUGGUGAUAUAGUCUCCUUACUCAAAUUCUCUAACAACCAUUCCUCUCCAUUUAAGAUAGCGCCUCGAGGCCGAGGUCAUUCUUGUAGGGGACAAGCCAUGGUUGCAAAUGGUGUUGUUAUAGACAUGCCAUCUUUAAACAACCCUAUUACACGUAACAACUUUGAUAAUAAUAAUUACGAUGAUAAAAAUAAUAAUAAUAAUUAUUAUUAUCAUAAUGAUAGGAUUAGGGUUUCUCAUGAUCCUUUACUAGGGUUUUAUGCUGAUGUUGGUGGUGAGCAGUUUUGGGUUGAUGUGUUACAUGCUACACUAGACCACGGUGUAGCCCCCGUCUCGUGGACCGACUAUUUGUACCUUAGUGUUGGCGGAACCCUAUCAAACGCCGGGAUUAGCGGUCAAGCUUUUCGUUAUGGUCCUCAGAUAACCAAUGUUCAUGAAUUGGAUGUUGUUACCGGAAAAGGAGAAUUAAUCACAUCUUCAAAGAAGAAAAAUUCGGAGUUAUUUCAUGCGGUUUUAGGCGGACUUGGACAGUUUGGAAUUAUUACUAGAGCAAGAAUUAGACUAGAAGCAGCACCAAAAAGGGUGAAAUGGGUCCGGAUGCUUUAUGAUGAUUUUUCAACAUUUACUAGAGAUCAAGAACACUUAAUCUCACUUUAUGGAAAUUACCAAGAGUUAAUCAACAUCAAUCAUGGUUUAAACUAUGUUGAAGGUUCUAUUAUUUUGCAACAAGCUAAUCCAAAUAACUGGAGAUCCUCUUUCUUUUCAUCUAAUGAUCAACUUAGAAUUACUUCUUUGAAUGUUCCUAAUGGUGUACUUUACUUCUUAGAAGUGGCAAAGUUUUAUUAUGAUCAUGAUGAUGACACCAAUACGGAUAAGGAACUAAAGAAGCAACUCGAGGGGCUUAAUUAUAUUCCGGAAUUUAUUUUCACUAGGGAUGUAUCUUUCGUCGAGUUCUUGAAUCGAGUUCGAAAAGGAGAGUUAGAACUUCAUUCCAAAGGAUUGUGGGAAGUUCCACAUCCAUGGCUUAAUAUCUUCAUACCGAAAUCUCAAAUUGAGGAUCUUUACCAUGUUAUUCCUAACAUCAUCGCCAAAGAUAACACGGAUUUAGCCGGACCAAUCCUCCUUUAUCCAUUGAACCGUAACAAGUGGGACGACAAGAUGUCCGCGGUUACACCCGAAGAAGAUGUGUUCUACACACUAGGGUUGCUCCAUUCUAGUGGUUAUGAUGAUUGGGAAGCAUUGGAGAGAAAAAAUGAGGAGAUAUUAAAAUAUUGUGAAGAACAUGGUAUUAAGAUUAAGCAAUAUCUUCCUCAUUAUACCGCAAAAAAAGAGUGGGAAAAUCAUUUUGGACACAAAAAAUGGAGAAUAUUUCAACAAAGAAAGAAUUCAUUUGAUCCAAAAAUGAUUCUGUCACCUGGUCAAAAGAUAUUUAAUAGUGUAGACCAAGGUGAAGAUCGAAGUAGGUCCAUGUAGAAGACUUACAUUAUGCCUUUAGUCGUUGUACAUAGAAUAUUUUGUAGUAGUUAUGAAAAUUCUCUCCAUUUUGUCUAGUAUAUGGAUGAUCAAAUACAUGCCAAAUUGCCAAUAGAUAUAAAUUAUAGGUAAUUAUGGAUAAUUGGUUAUGUAUUUGUUGUUGUAACUAGUUUUAUUUAGACGUGAGAGAAUUAAUAAAGUAUAUAGGGACAUUUCUUUAUCGUGAUGGACUUAUUCAAAAGCAGACUACGAAUAAAACAACCGAUUUAAUGCACUUAUAUAAAAA
Molecule: messenger RNA, 2094 nt
Organism: Chenopodium quinoa (quinoa)
Lineage: Eukaryota; Viridiplantae; Streptophyta; Magnoliopsida; Caryophyllales; Amaranthaceae
Product: cytokinin dehydrogenase 3-like
Exons: 5
Coding region: 99-1808 (569 amino acids)
Biological process (GO): cytokinin metabolic process
Molecular function (GO): cytokinin dehydrogenase activity; FAD binding
Source: RefSeq, a predicted model, not a curated record